Pecten maximus is the source of this 2869-nucleotide messenger RNA. RefSeq lists its product as uncharacterized. The transcript is spliced from 7 exons. NCBI's taxonomy places the organism in Eukaryota, Metazoa, Mollusca, Bivalvia, Pectinida, Pectinidae. The coding region runs from base 6 to 587 and encodes 193 amino acids. The record is from RefSeq and is a predicted model, not a curated record.
GUUGCAUGCACCUGUCAGUUUCAAACUCACAACUGAUGUCGAUCGACUGUUUAGUAAACAAUAUGUCGGACGCAGGUGUGAGGAAGAUUUGGGUGGAACUAAAACGCCUAGAUCUUGACUCCCCAGAAUACAAAGUGACUCAGAGCAUACAAAUCCGAGAAGACUAUGGUUCAGAUGAGAUUCGAUCAAUCAUCAAAGAAACCUUUCAGCUUCAUGAUGAUGAUAUGGUACUGAAGCUGAGGAACCAUCGAGGGUCUCUAAUGCCGAUUAGCUGUAACAUAGCCAGCAAUUCCAAGUCGGUGCCCUAUUCAUUGGAGGUUGUACACAAAUAUCAGAAUGUCAAGCCAAAAGCCAGAAGUGUGAAACGGGACCGCUACAAUGAAACAAUGAAGAGGAAGAUUACUGAGAUACUUGCCAGGAUAGAGAAGUUGGAAAAUGCAACACCGGAGCUGAGAGAGCGACAGAACAAGAUUAUCACAACUGAAAUGGAAGAACUUGAGAAAAAACUUGGAUUUCUGACAAAACGUUUCCAUGAGGCAGACAACACAACUUGGAAGGGCAUGUUUAAGAAGAAUCCUUUCUGGUGAUUCAGAGACAAAAGUCAUUUUUAUUAAUAUACAUGCACCAUGAAUCAUGAUCAGUUAAGUGUUUUGUUAGGAUAUAAAUAAAACUGAAGCUGUGAUAAAGCUUACAGAAGAAGCUGAUGAUUUAGGAUCUGGUUGUGACAGCAUUAUUGUAUUUUAUGCCCCUGCCAUAUCUUGGUUAGUGGCAUGUAAUUUUACCCUUGGCCAUCAUUCCAUCAUAAUUUCGUUCCAUUAUUUAAUUUUUAGGUAUAGAAUUAUAAUCUGAUAUGUAGUAGUAUUAUGAUAAUAUGCAAGUCAAGAUCUGAAUUGGUUAUUGUAAAUUUUGUUUUUUUUCUGAGCCAUACCUAUUUACCUUUUAGAAUUUUAUUUAAAUUUUUCAUACAAAAAAAAGUAAGACAAAAUUUUAGAGCCUUGCCGUUUUUUACUUCAGUGGGAAUUUAAAAAAAAAAGUACACUAAAAUGUAGAAUCGCUUUUUUACCAGACGUUAUUGUUCCAGACCUACUUGUGUCUCUAUACUACUUGUUGUUUGCCCUAAACCAUUCUGUGUUCUGUUCUUAUUCUCCCAAAACCAUUUUGAUUGUUCUGAGAUGUUUGUCUAGGCUGCAGCUUCUUACUGGCUAGACUAGAUCAAUUUAAAUUCAUUGAUACAUCAUUAAACCCAAUAUGUAUGAUGGCAAACUUAAAGCCAUGUGUAGCAUUUCAUUUUCAGGCCUGUAUGUCCAUGGUCUAAGUGAAAUUCAAUGUCCUGUUCCGACUUCUAACAUGCUGAAGGUAUGUUUAAGAUGAAAGGCAGUGUGUCUUAUACCUUUCCAUGCCUGUAUACCCAAUUAGGUUUAGGUCAAAAGUCAGACACUAAUUUUGGUAUAAAACAGGCAUUCUGACUCACCAAUGAUUAAUGAAGUUUUAUUUAUAUGUAUGAAGAAUGUUAAUAUGGUGCGUUGGAUACCACUAUUUGGUCUGGUGUGUCAACUUGUGCUGAUGGACCAUAUAUAUGUUUACACAAGUUUGACUUAAACAAUAUAUCCCUGUUUCAUUGGAAUCUUUUCCUUUCCUGUCGCAAUAACUUUUCAUGUAGCAUAAACAUAGCAUAAACAAUUUGUUUUACUGAUUUUUCAUGUUCCUUCGGUCAUUAAAACUUUUCCUGUACUAAUCUAUUAUAAUAUUUCACGAGAAGAUCAAACAUUUGGCAUGUACCCGUACAUUUUGCCAAGUCUAGAUUGUGGGGAGUCAUGUACCAAGAGUGCCAGCUUUUGUACAGUCACUUUGAUCUCCGAUUCCAAACUUUCAAAGAGGUUGUUCAGGAAAUAUCACCAAUACUGUUUUACUUGUAGCUCCCAGUUUUGUUAUACAAAUACGUUAGAUAGUUUUUGUCCAAUAGAGAGUAGACAUGGAAAGCGACAUUGUUCCUCCCAUAUGUGGACUUAAAUUGUCCGUUGAUCCUUGGGCAUUAUAGAUUUUAAAACCAAAAUCAAGGUUUUAUUUCCAAUGACAAAAAUGGCAGACUGCAGUACCUCAGGGUUAAAUGAAUAUUGUCAUUGAUUCUGUUCGUGUUGUGGUAUAAUAUCUGUGAUAUGUUAAUUUACGUUUGACUAUAUAUAUACUUAUCAAGCAAUUAGGACCAUGUCUGAUAAGCCCACUACGUCAAAAAAUAUAAUUCCUUAGAAUAACUUAAAGAAAUGCUAGAUUUCAUUGUAAUACAGUAAGCCUAUAUCCAAUUUCAAAUAAAAGUUUUGUGGUUUUUGCCCCAUGGGUGUAUUGCAGGAGGAUACUGACAAUGUAUAUGGAUCAGGAGUUAAUGUUGGCUUUUAUCUUCCUAAAUCAGUUAUCAUGAUGUUGAUGUUGAAUCAUGGCAGAAAGGAGAGAUCAUUUGACCAUGAUAAUUCUGACAUCAGAACCUAGAUAGUCGUAGUUAAUUUCAAGUUUGAUUCCAAAAAUAACCAAGUUCUAACAGAAAAAUUUUUACCAGGCAAGGUUAAUUACCAAUACGGCCAUUAGUUGUGCCAUAUCUAUCAGACAGACAGCCUAUUGAGUAACCGGCACCAGACUGUUACACUUACCAGAGAUAAUUACAGAAAUCUGGUUGUCAUGACAAUGAAAUCAGUAUUAUAGGUAUACACAUAUAUCUUUUAUGUGAUGGGAGUAUGGCUUACUGGUGUCUACAUAGUCAGCUUGACCCAACAGGAAAAUCAAUGUUUCAAUAAAUAUUAUGAUUUAUCAAAAAUUUGUUAGAUGUAGGUAUCUAAGAUAAUUAGGUGCUAAAAGUAAAACAACAGAUUUGAAAAUU